AUGCGGGCAGAAUCGGAGCAGUACGUAGGGGAGAACCUAUGUACCGAGUUAACCCCAUUCACCUUUCCUGUCCAUGAUGGUCACAAUACCAUUGAGAUUAGGAAUGUUCCUAUGGCGUAUGUCAAGGAUCUGUGGCAGAAGAUAGAGGACAUGUUGUCAAUGAACGACAACGACAUCACAGGGGUACACCGUCUCACCUGGCAUGAAGGUCGUAUCCCUAGUGAUGAAUUGUGGGUCAAGUUUGGGGGUGACAAAGGAGGAGGAAGCUUCAAGAUGUCCUUCCAGAUCGUCAACGUGGAGAAUCCUAAUGCGGCCAAUAACACCUGUGUGUUCUGCAUGUUUGAAGCGUCUGACAACCCCGUCAACCUCAGAAUUGCUCUCAAGAGGUACAGAGACCAGAUUGAAGACCUGGAGUCUAAAACCUGGAGGUGAUACACACAACACCAC
This is a messenger RNA of Halichondria panicea, 447 nucleotides long. RefSeq lists its product as uncharacterized. NCBI's taxonomy places the organism in Eukaryota, Metazoa, Porifera, Demospongiae, Suberitida, Halichondriidae. Bases 1 to 432 code for a protein of 143 amino acids. The record is from RefSeq and is a predicted model, not a curated record. The transcript is spliced from 2 exons.